GUAUAAAAUAAACUCAAAAUAUCUCAGACCAUAACUUCAAUUCGGGUUUCAUCCUAGGGUUUUUUUGGGAGCUCUGAACGUAAAGUUGCAGGAAGAUGAGGAAGUUGAAGCCGCAUGAGCGGAAGCUGCUGAAGAGGGCGAACCUUUUUGUCUGGGAUAGAGAAAAUGGCCAUCGAGAAGGUCUGGUCAUGCAGCGCUACCGCCUGGUAGAGAGAGACGACUACAAGAAGUAUUCGAGAUUGUGUAGAGAGACCCAGAAGCUGGUGAAUAUUCUGAAGCAGAUGGACGCAGGAGAUCCUUUUCGGAUAGAGAUGACUGACGCCCUUCUUGAGAAGCUGUACAACAUGGGUGUGAUAACAGAUCGGAAAAGUUUAGCAUUGUGUGAAAGGUUAUCAGUGUCAUCGUUCUGCCGGCGUAGGCUUGCCAGUGUCAUGGUGAAGCUAAAGUUUGCUGAACACUUGAAGGAAGCCAUAACAUAUAUACAGCAGGGGCAUAUCCGAGUUGGACCUGAUACUAUAACUGAUCCAGCACAUCUAGUUACAAGAAAUAUGGAAGACUUUAUUACUUGGGUAGACACAUCAAAGAUUAGAAGAAAGGUCAUGGAGUACAAUGACAAGUUGGACGACUAUGAUGCCAUGAAUUAAUAGGACUAUCCUUAGUCUUUUAGGUGUUCCUAAAACCCAUUGUUGCAAUUAUGGUGGUUUUAUGCUGUUCUCACUUUUGUGACCAUUACAUGUUAUUGGUUAAGUAACUCUACUCUGAAAUGCUUUCUUGGCUUACUUUGAGGGCUUUAUCUUAGAAGCAUGUCUUUUUACUCGUUAUUUAUUAGAAUGGUAACAAACAUGUUUUGUUGGAAUUUCACAGUUCUCUUGCUAGCAUGUUCUGAAAAUGUUACUCCCUUUGUCCCAUGAUUUUGUUCUCGUUUUGGCUAGUCCUGCUUUUUAUGAAGUGUAAUUGUGUGAAUGAUGUUUGGUUAGAGAAGAGUGCAGUUUUAACCACAAUUUUUUUAACUGAUAGAGAAGAGUAGAAUUAAACUUUUGGAAUACUU
Molecule: messenger RNA, 1048 nt
Organism: Cuscuta campestris
Lineage: Eukaryota; Viridiplantae; Streptophyta; Magnoliopsida; Solanales; Convolvulaceae
Source: the annotation of a GenBank genome assembly